AUGUUGAAUCGAGCAGCGUUGCAGGUCGCGUGCUGCCAGAACAACCGGCGAGUGUUCGACUUCCUUGUUGCGGGUCACAUGUGCGACGAGCUGCUGAAUGCACCCACACAUUACCGGCCCAUCAUGUCGGCGCUGCUGCUGGCGGUGAAGCACGCCGGUGUGGAUACCACCAGGCGAUUGCUGGAGUUGGGCGCGCAAGAGAGCAAAGCCGGUCUGAACUUUUCGCCCCUGCAUGUCGCGUGCAAU
Acanthamoeba castellanii str. Neff is the source of this 246-nucleotide messenger RNA. RefSeq lists its product as uncharacterized. The annotation marks the transcript as partial. Lineage: Eukaryota; Discosea; Longamoebia; Acanthamoebidae. The transcript has a single exon. The record is from RefSeq and is a predicted model, not a curated record.